Molecule: messenger RNA, 914 nt
Organism: Oryza sativa Japonica Group (Japanese rice)
Lineage: Eukaryota; Viridiplantae; Streptophyta; Magnoliopsida; Poales; Poaceae
Biological process (GO): regulation of DNA-templated transcription
Cellular component (GO): nucleus
Molecular function (GO): transcription coactivator activity
Source: RefSeq, a predicted model, not a curated record
UCUUAAUUCUCAGUAGUUAGAGUCUCGAGUGUCUUCCCUUCCCUUUGUGACGUAAAAGAAAGAAAAUCUCCCGUCUCCUGCCGCCAAGACGAGUCGCGGCUGAACAGGGGAGGGGCGGCGAUCUCCAUCUGGCGAGCAGAGCAGGGGAGAGGAUUAUGGAUAGAGAAGCCAAGAAAGAGGCGUUCAGAAAGUACCUCGAGUCCAGUGGUGUGCUUGAUACUCUCACGAAAGUUCUUGUUGCAUUAUAUGAGGAGAAUGACAAGCCUUCAUCUGCGGUCGAGUUUGUUCAGCAGAAGCUGGGUGGUCCAUCAAUAUCCGACUAUGAAAAGCUCAAAGCUGAGAAGUUGGAUUUGCAAUUGAAGUAUAAUGAGCUUUUAGAGACACACAAGGAAACAUGCAGACAGCUGGAUGAGCUUAAGAAUUCGAAGAACGGGAGCGGAAAUAACACGUGUUGAUAUUGUGAAUGUGUUGUCAAGCAUACUUAUGCAUCUGCAUCCAUCAUCAAGUCGUAUGAAAUCGAAACAAUUGCUGGUUUGAACCUUGCCAUUUGCCAGGUUCACAUCCACCCUCCAAUGUAUCAUAUUUUUGCUCGUCGCCCUUGGCAUACCAGAGCACCCAUGAGUCUUUCCCAUAUUCGUCCAGAAGAUCAAACUCCACACUACCUUUCAUGAGCAAAAGAUGAUCCCACGCAACACGAUUUGAAGAGUUGAUCGACUUGUGGAAAACCUGUUGUGUGGUAAAUCAAUAGUAUCAUGUAAAAUUUGUCUUAUCUCUUCUUUUCUUGUAACAACGAGGUUGUAAUUUCUUCUCUUAUUUAAUAUAGUAUAAUCUACCCUGUCUCAGAGAAAAAAAAUAUCAUGCCAAUUUUGUGGCCUAAUAAAACAAUUGGUUUACUGUGGAAGCAUUUUCAUGCA